Messenger RNA from Knipowitschia caucasica, 618 nucleotides. NCBI's taxonomy places the organism in Eukaryota, Metazoa, Chordata, Actinopteri, Gobiiformes, Gobiidae. The record is from the annotation of a GenBank genome assembly.
AUGACGAAUUGCAAUAAACGUCUAAACGACAACGAAGAACUCUUGUAUAUUUCUUCUUGUGGGAAAAGCGUGCAUUUUGAAAGGUCCAAGACACUGUUCGAGGAAAUCCGUGCCUCUCUUAAUAACAACGAUGAAGAGGAUCACUGCUUUUGGAGGCCUGUGCUCCCAUGGGGUGUCCGCUUCCAGGAGCUGCCUCAGACGAACAUCAACAUCUGCCCUCCCAAUGAGCUGCCCCAGGGGGACCCAAUACAGUCAGCGGUGGAUGAGUUUUUCUUUUCCAAAUAUCUUCUCUGCACUGAGCUGGGAUGUAGCGGCCUAAGGGAGUAUUCUCAAAGAGUGUUCUGCCAUGGACCUCCACCAUUUGUCAUUUUUAACAUGCAGAAGUGGAAGUCAGAGGACUUGUCACAUGUUCCUUACAACCUUGACCUCAGUCAGCAGAGGUAUUAUUUGGAGGGCGCCACUCUCUUCAACAAAGUUGAGCAUCACUACUCGGCAGCAUUUCAAAUUGAUGGCUACUGGUUGCACUACGAUGGUUUAAGGAGUGAUAAUCUCAUCCUGCUCCACAAGCCACCAGAGUUUCUACUAUUAUCCUCACUGGUUUAUGUCCGCUCCAAAUGA